ACAUCGAGGAAGAAGACAGUCCUCAAUGCUGGAGCAUGAACCGUAUCAGACGCCGUAUCACUACACAUUCCACCUCACCCUACGUUCACCUUCACCCUCUCCUUCAAGAGUCAAUUCUAGGUCUCCUGUCAGUCUGAACUUGGCUACUGACGGAGGCAAGAAUGAUGAUGCUAACAGAGAUGUUAAUGUUGUUGAUAAAACUGCUGAUGUCCCCAAUAGGAACAUGCAUGGAGAAGCAUGGAGCAGCAAGAACCACGAAGAUGCCAAAGAACAAGACAUCCACCAUCAGCUUGCUUCUGAGGACAAGCCAGAUUGUAACAGAGAUGAGAAUAGCAACAAAAAUGAUGACUGUGACUUUAAUCUCAACUUUGACUCUCUGUUGACUUACCAGUGCAAUAACUUCGGUAUCAUAGAUUGCCUUAACACAGUCGUCAAGUUUCAGGAUUCUGAGCAGGAUGAUAUGGAGAGUUACUGCAGUGACUAUGAAAAUGGACUGACCACAUCCCCGCCUAGGAAGUUCUCCGAUACAGAAUCCACCAUUGAGACAGAUGCUGUAUCCUCAGAUGUCCCACUGAAAGGCUACUCUACAAGCAGACAUUCAUUUUAUAGUAACAAGAAACCAGAUUUGCAAACUGUGAGAUGGAAGAGCUGUCAUGAAUUGGUCAAUAGAGAUGUGACAAAGACUCUGCUAAAACGUCAGACUUCUGAGCAUUCACUGAUGAGUGUUAAGGAGGAGAAAGUGCUCCCUACUACAUCAGUAGCAGUUUAUGAUUACACUGAAUCUUGCUCCAGGUAUCUCGACCAUGGUGCCUCAAAUGAAGGAAAUAAGAACACACUUCAGGAAUUACCUCUCUGUAACACACACAACUUGGGCAGAGCCAACAGUGCAGAAUAUAGAAAUGAACAAAAAACCUAUGAGGAAUUCUCCAGAGAAAAAUUCCUGACCCACAAUGAGGCUGGAGAAAAUGGAGCUUUCUGCUGCCAUGAUUCCCUAGUGGUAGACACCUCAAACUCUAACCUUGAGGAACCAAUGGAACUUGACAACUAUGUAAUGCCACCACUGACUUCGUCAAAACAAGAGUUAUCUGCAUCUUGGAAAGCGCCUUCAAAUCUGGAGACCUCGCCCAAUCAUCCCAGAAAAUAUACAAGGAACCAGACAAUUUAUAGGUCUUGUGAUAAAGAAAACAAUGCCUUUAGACCCGUCAACCCACCCAACGAUUACAUGCACAUCACAUGCAACAGACAGAUUAACAAGGAGAACAUCAAACUUGUCUCAAAAGUGGAAAGAAAGAGCCACCUGUGUUAUACUGAGAUGGACCGAGUAUUGGGCAUCCAGGAAGACGAUGGUAGUGGACCGGGACUUAGUGAAGAUGAGAACCAUCAGGAUACCUUCACUCGUAAGGAAUGUCUGUCAUUGGAACAUAAGGGUGUUGUCAGCCCUCACAAGCUACUAUGGUAUCUGCAAAAGGAGUCCCAGCGCCACAACAAUGAAUCUUCCAUAAGUCGACUCCAUCCAUUGCCUUCUGACACUGGGAAGAUGAUUUGUAAAGCAGCCUUGAUUGCUCCGCCAGACUACCGCCAUUACAGCUAUGAAGAAGAUAUUGUGCGUGAAGCAUCUCGGCAUUCCAGUGCCUGCAGCCACCCAUCCGAUGUCUAUCCCGACUUGUUGCAAGGAGACAUAAGUGGUUGAAUGCUGCCAUUGAGCGUCUCCUUGUCCUUUGUGCUGUGUGCUACAAAACUGCCUAUUGCCUGUUCAAAGACCAACAGUUCUUCAUGGUACACCUCAACAUCAUACAAUGCCUCUUGUCCACCAUUGACCUGAGGAAUGACAAUAGUGAAGCCAACGCGACACCCUCAUCACUGUAUAGCAUACGUAAGAUAGGUUAUGAUUGUCCCAUUAUUUAUAUAAAAUUAUACAAGUACUGUAUUUCAACUAUCAUUGUACCUGUAAACUUGUUUUUUUCCAAGAUUUUUGUAAUGUACAUUAUUAUAAUAUUGUACUAAAAGCAACAAACUUCCAUUGUGUUCUGUGGAAUGCAUGCAUGCACGAGAGGGGAAGGAAAGUAUUGGGAGAAAGCACCAAGCCAUUAUGACAGAAUAUAAUGUAUAUCACUUGGAAGGGUUCAGGAUAAGUUUUGGGGAUGGGACGGGGGGAAGGAAAGGUGCACAACCACUUGGACGGUCAGGGAUUGAACGCCAACCAGCAUGAAGCAAGACCGUUGCUCUACCACCCAGCUCGAAAUGUUGGUUAGGAAUGUGUGAUAAGAGGACCACUAGUGUUGAUGUAAAAAAUCCAACAUUCUUCCUUUUUUUUCUCUCAUGCUAGCUAGUCUUUUCGGCAGUUAUUUCUUUUGAUAAUUACUUACUUUCACUAGUUAUCACAUUCCAUAUCUUUGCUGGCCUUUUCCUACAGCAGUAUCUUCCAUUUUCAACAUGUUUUAGCCUAUAAUUGUUUUCACAUUUCAGUCUUGUGCCAAACUUAGUCACUAAUAAUUGGAAAUAUUCAUAAAUAUUUUAAAUGGUAAGAGCCUAUAUGAAUACCUAUUUAAGACCAUGUCUAUUAAACAAUUGAGGUGUACAGUAUAGGGAUUUUACCACUGAAUAUACAUUAAUAGCUUUCAUUGUUGGGAUACAAAGUCUUGUAUCACUUGCUGAAAAUUAGGUGGACCAGUGAUUACAUGGAUCUGCUAAGAGAAGUGAAACUUCAUAGACCCAGCCAAGUUUGUGGAGAACCCUUAAAGCUAUCAAUAACUAGGAGUGACAUUCAACGCUAUGGCCUUGUCACCAAGUUACUCUUAUUCAGGGGUUUCUCUCUCCGAUAAUUGAGUUCACUGUCGUACUUUUUCUGAAAAUUGAGCAAGUGUGGCAUCCAUUUUUUUAGUGCAUUUCGCUCAUAUUUUGUAAGAGUAUUUUGUGUUUUCUUCCUUUUGACUCGCUUGCAUUUCUAACUUCCUCCAAUGUAAUCUUGCUAAUUAUCCUUCAAUUGAAAACAUCAGUAUCUCUCUCUAUUCUAUUCCUCUUGGUAUUUUGUACGUUGUGACCAUGCGUCCUCUUCUAGUCUAAGUUGAAUUCCCUUAACCUAUCUAUAUAGUUGUUUAAUAAAAUAUUUCGGGUGCUAGCCUUGUUGUAAAUCUAGAUUCUCUCUAAUUUGGGCUUCAAAAUAUAAGGAUUCAUUGUUGGUGAUUGCUAAAGUUUUCCAAGUUUGACACCUUUGAUAUUUACUUCAAUGUUAGUGAUGCACAUUCUGGAAACAUUACUGGUACUAAUGAGUUACAAUAAUGUGGCUGAAGAUAUGAUUAAGGUAAGAAGAAAGGUACAGAUAGGAUAGGUGUAAUAAUGGGGUGACUGAAGAAUAGGCAUGUAAGACUUAAAGAAAUGGGUGUAGGCUUUUGUUAGGUCAUGUUUGUUAGAAAGGUUAGAGUAUUUGAGUAUGUACUGUGAAAGGGAAGAGUCAACAACAACAACAAAGCCAGGACUAGGGUUCAUGUUCUGGCUCGGAGCCAAUUUGACAAGACAGCAUCUGUGAAGAUUAGAGGCAGGAAAGAUUAUUUUAGAAGACCAAUCAAUAGGAUGAUUAAAAUCCUAACAUGACAGAAGAGAGCAUUGUUUGUGUCUGCAGAGUUAACACUUUUGUGUUCUUUUAAGUCUGUCAUUUAAUGUACAGCUAGUUUCCCCAAAGUAUUGGAGAGGAAAAGAACAGGAAAUAGAGUAAACACUAGCAGCUAAACAAAAAGUUCCUUUGGCUUGAGAAUAGGCACAGUUGAUAAAAUGUUAAGGGUAACAAGAGAGAUAUUUGUAAAUAAAGGGAAAUUUCUAAAUCAAGAAACUGAGGGUCAAUGUUGUUUUGUUUUAGAUUCAGCUUCUCAGAACAAAGUUCAAAGUAGCACGGGCUAUGAUGAGCCCGUAAGAGGGUCACU
Messenger RNA from Procambarus clarkii (red swamp crayfish), 3917 nucleotides. RefSeq lists its product as uncharacterized. NCBI's taxonomy places the organism in Eukaryota, Metazoa, Arthropoda, Malacostraca, Decapoda, Cambaridae. The record is from RefSeq and is a predicted model, not a curated record.